CCACCAAAUGUUUUAACCAAAGUGAGGCUUAUGACAUGUUAAACACUUCAUGUGCUCAUAUGUGCUCUCUGUAGUAACACAAACGACUAUUUUAGCAUUGUUUUGACACAUGAGUGUUGGGCUGUGCUGGAUCAAUGCAAAUCGUUGCUGGACAGGGAGAAGAAAGCAUGCCGACAGAGCCCAGUCAAGGAGAAACUGGCGUGAGCUCCAACUGCGCAAUCUGUGGCGACAAAGCUACAGGUAAACAUUACGGUGCUUCCAGCUGCGACGGCUGCAAAGGCUUCUUCCGCAGGAGCAUCAGGAAGAGCCACGUGUACUCAUGCAGGUUCAAUCGUCAGUGUGUUGUUGAUAAAGAUAAGAGGAACCAGUGCCGGUUUUGCAGGCUUCACAAAUGUUUUCGAGCUGGAAUGAAGAAAGAAGCCGUUCAGAAUGAGCGCGACCGUAUCAGCUCCAGGAGGAACAUGCAGGAGUCACAUGACCUGCCACCAAUCACGGCCCUCGCUCAUGCUGAAUCUCUCUCACAGCAGAUCAACGUCGCCAGUCCGGUGGGCCCUGCAGAUGUCUCAGAGAAAAAAUCGGCGACUGUCGCUGAUGUCUGUGAGUCGAUGAAGCAGCAGCUGCUCGUUCUGGUAGAAUGGGCUAAAUACAUCCCGGCUUUCGGUGAAUUGCCCCUUGAUGACCAGGUUAGUUUAUUGCGAGCACACGCUGGUGAGCACCUUUUGCUCGGGGUUGCCAAGAGGUCAAUGUCAUACAAAGACAUCUUGCUUCUAGGUAACGGAUGCAUCAUCCAUCGAAACUCCCACGAGCCGGAGAUAGGUCGGGUGGCUAACCGUGUCUUGGAUGAACUGGUGUUACCCUUUCAGGACAUCCAAAUAGACGACAAUGAAUAUGCAGCUUUGAAGGCUAUUGUGUUCUUUGACCCUGAUGCCAAAAGCCUAAGAGACCCUUCUAAGAUCAAGGCGAUGCGGUAUCAGGUUCAAAUGAGUUUGGAAGACUACAUAAAUGACCGUCAGUAUGACUCGCGCGGGCGAUUCGGAGAGCUUUUGCUUCUUCUUCCUACCCUGCAGAGCAUUACUUGGCAGAUGAUUGAGCAGCUACAGUUUAUCAAGCUGUUUGGCAUGGCCAAGAUAGAUAACCUGCUGCAGGAGAUGCUUCUCGGAGGUCUGACCACUGAACAGCCUCACUUACAUCACAACGGUCACCCGCAGGUACCAAUAACAGGGCAGACCAUAGUCAUUAGCUCAAUACCUGGACAUUCACAGCAGAUAGUUUCUUUAGCAUCUCCAGAGACCCCCAUUCCUUCCCCUACUUCAGUACAGAUUCAAGAGGUCUACAAGACUCCCGGCAGCCCAGCUCUUCUGCUUCCACCACAGCCCAUGUCAAACAGACCAUCUCCUGAGCCUCCACUAUAAGGCUCCACCGACCUCAUUCUCUUUCGUGCAGGUGCAUUAGAGCCCUGUGUGUUUGUAUAUGUGUAAAUUAUGUGAGCAAACUUUGACCCUUCCUUGCCUCCUGUGUGAACAUAUUUAUCCGAGUGAAAGGGAACUUCUGCUACCAUGGUCCACUGAAACAAAAAAAUUGAAGACCACCAAAUGAAAAUUGUGAAAAUAAGUCCCUGUAAAGACAAUCUUGAAAAUGUUUUUAAACACAUUAUAAAUGUUUAAAAUGUAUUGCUAAAACAUGCCACAAAGACUGUAAACUAUGUAGUACUGAAUUGCAGAGUUAGAUUAUUUUUGCCUUUAUUGAUAGACAGUAGUUUUGGGAGACAACAGGAAAGUGGAGGGUGGAGAGAGGGUAAUGGGAUCGGCAAAGGACUCGGGUCGCUGGAAGUGCGUUUGCACCAUAUGUCGGAGCGCUGCCCACUACACCAUCGGCUCCGACAGUUUUGACCAUUUCUGAGUUCAGGAUUUUUUUAGGUGGGCCUUCAACGGUGGCGCGAUGAUGCACUUGAGCCACCACACAUGGCCCCGCCCUUAACACAAUCGAGAUCAUUCAUUCAGGUUUUAGCAGUAAUUGAGAAUUGAGAGAGACGGCAGCUUUCCUGCAAGUGGGCGUGGUCUUAGUGCCGACAGCGGUCACGCCCCCAGCGUUUGAGAGCAGAGAAUCCUGUGUAUCUUUCCAAGAUUUUAAUAACUUAUUUUAUUUACUUGCUGUUUCCUCCAUCAUUUAAAUUUGGUUGGGGGGUUAUUUUUGCUAAUUUUUCCGUGGCAUUCUCAUGGAUCUCCGCAUUUUUCCGUGGCCCUACCACAGACUUUCUUUUCUGUGGCAUUCUCAUGGAUUGGUUACUCAACUGUUUUGUCCUUUUUUCUUACCAUUGUCACUUCGAUUUAGAGUUAGAUUUACAUAAACUGACAUCCUUACCCAAACCCAACUCUAACCCCAGGCGACAAUUGUUUAACUCUUUCGCCGCCAUUGACGAGAUAUCUCGUCAAUCAAGAGAAAACGCUUCCCUAUAACAAGCGGCUGCAUGUCCGUGUCUGUUUUAAAGAUCGCUCUAAAUGGGAUCUCUAUGAAAAGUCCGUCACAAAAAUGGAAUAUCUCUGCUUUUUGCUCAAAAUGUGGUGUUUUUGCAGAAACCUACCCAUAUUCAAAAGCUGAUUACAAAAGAACUACUGAAGGUAGGAUGAAAGUUUUUUUUUUUUUGAAAGCAGAGGGUCUGUUCUUUCAUUUGAUAUAUUGUAUGUUUAUAUAUUUAAAGAAGAACAUUUUCUGGAAGGCAUUACACUUUUGUGAAAAUCAUGAAAAACGCUGGCGCUGGCUGGCAACUUUUUUUAAAAACGCUGGCGGCGAAAGAGUUUAAGUUCAGAUAAUAACAAAGAAAAAAUUAGAAAAAAUAGUAUAAACCAAUACUUAAAGUGACAUACUAACGCAAACACCAAAUCUAACCCUAAACCGAAGCGACAAUGGUUUGAAAAUAGGAAAAAGCAGUUGAGUUACCAAUCCAUGAGAAUGCCACGGAAAAAUUAGCAAAACAUCUGUGACUAUCCCAUGGCACUUUGUGAGAUCAUGUUGCAUUUUUCUGUGGUGUCACAUACUGAGAAUACAUUUAAUAUGUGACUUUACAGGGACUUAAUUUAUUGUUUUGAAAGAUAUUCGCGUUUUUUAUAUGGGCAUAGGUAUGGUUUCUCUUUUAUUAACCCAGCGCUGGUAAACUAGUGAUUGUGGAUAUUAUUUGUUUAUUAACAUCAAAUUAUUUUCAGUUACAAAAAUGUUUUUUGUCAAAAAUUUAAUUUAUUAACAAAAUUAUAGUAUAGGCUAUGUAAGAAAUGUUAAGUUUUGCUUGAAAGU
Molecule: messenger RNA, 3288 nt
Organism: Paramisgurnus dabryanus
Lineage: Eukaryota; Metazoa; Chordata; Actinopteri; Cypriniformes; Cobitidae
Gene: hnf4g
Product: hepatocyte nuclear factor 4, gamma
Biological process (GO): regulation of DNA-templated transcription
Cellular component (GO): nucleus
Molecular function (GO): RNA polymerase II cis-regulatory region sequence-specific DNA binding; zinc ion binding; nuclear steroid receptor activity
Source: RefSeq, a predicted model, not a curated record